AUGUCGGUGGUGCCGCAGGCGCACAAGGGCGCCCCGGUUUACUGGCCAGAGGGGGGAGGGGCGGGAAGCAGCCGCUGGAACCCCGACCGCGGGGCCCCUGAAAACGCCGAGGCCCGACAGCCGUUCCCCAGCCAGAGGCGAGAGACGCUGUGGCCCCUGCUUACCCCCAAGUCCCGGACCGCCGCCCGCUCGCCCUGGGGCCCGCAGCUCUCUCCGGCGCUGCUGGGGGCUGUGGUUUCCAGGCCCUGGCGCAGGGCGGAGGCCGGGGGGGCCCACAAGACGCUGCGGAGCUCCCCUGACAAGGAGAGCCUGGGGUUCUCGGCCCACUUCGAGGCCCCAGCGGCCGCGCCCCGCUGCCCCGCACCCCCGGCUGGGCUGCUCGGAGGGGCCUCCGGGAGCGGCCCCGCCCGCCGGGCCCCAGUGCCGCCAGCUUUGCGACCGCCCUCGACUGGCACAUUCCGGGCAGAGACCAAGAUCUCUGAGAUGGGGAUGCGCGGCCCACGGCGGCCGGCCUCCCUGCUGUGCGGCGUUUCCAGGCCGUGCCUGCGCGGUGGGGACAGCUCCGGGCCGUCCGCCCCGCCCCAGGGCAAGGAGAGCCGGCAGGUCGCGCAGGAGAUGGACGGGACCAGUCGUCCCCUGCUGGAGGCCAGCGCUGGCCAGAGCUACGAUUACGUCCUCGUGGCCCCCUUGAGAGCCCUGGGCGAGAAGAAGCGGCAGCAGUUUCUGGAGGAACUUGGCAGGAAAGGAUUCCAGAUCACGGAGAAGCAGGACGAGAAGAGGGCGUUCUCAGGGAUCCGUGCUAAUGACAGCAUCUUCAGCCCGUACCACGCGCUCAUGGAGGACCCAGACCCCAGCGAGGGGCGCCCCAGCCCCAUUCGAGCCACCACCAGGGCGGCGGGCUGGGGCUCACCAGGGCAGGGGCGGCUCCGGGCAGCGUCCCCCGAGGCCAUGCAGGGCCACACAGAGCGCUCCUGUUCCAGAAUCCGAGUCGUCCACUCCAUCCUGCAGAACAUAAAGACGCCCGACGGUGACAGCUUUGACGACUUGGUGAAGCAAAAGAUCUUUGAGGUCAGGUUCCCCCUGCACAAGGAGGAGGAGAAGCUGAAGGGCUGGGCCACGUGGAAGGCCUUGUUCAAACCGCAGCCCGCCGACGCCAUCGACGCCAUCAGGGACUACUUUGGCGAGAAGGCGGCGCUGUACUUCGCCUGGCUCGGCUGGUACACCUGCAUGCUGGUGCCCGCCGCUCUCAUGGGCCUCCUCAUCUUCCUGAGCGGCUUCUCCCUGUUCAACACCAGCCAGAUCAGCAAGGAGAUCUGUGCGGCCUCCGACAUCUACCUGUGUCCUCGCGGUGACCACAACCACAACUACCAGCGGCUCUCGGACACCUGCACCUUUGCCAAGCUCACCCACCUGUUCGACAACGAGGGCACCGUGCUGUUCGCCAUCUUCAUGGCUCUGUGGGGUGACCCGUCCCCCGCUGCCACGGUGUUCCUGGAGUUCUGGAAGCGGAAGCGAGCCCAGGUGGUCCUGCACUGGGACCUGUACGGGUGGGACGAGGACCAGGCGGGCUUCUGGAGGAACCGAGAGGAAUGGCCGUCUCGUCCAGAGAAGCCCAGGACCUUCUCCGAGGAGGAGGGCAAGUUCACCGUCAAGUUCUUCACCCUGCAGUUCUUCGCCCACUUCUCCUCCCUCAUCUACACGGCCUUCAUCCUGGGCAGGAUCAAUGGCCACCCUGGGAACUCCGUGCGCCUGGCGGGGCUGUGGAAGCUGGAGGAGGUCAUGAUCCAGUAUGGCUUCACCACCACCUUCGUGGCCGCCUUCCCGCUCGCCCCGCUGCUGGCGCUCAUCAGUAACGUCGUGGAGAUCCGCGGCGACGCCAUCAAGAUGGCCAGGCUGCAGCGGCGCCUGGUGCCGCGCAUGGCCAAGGACAUCGGCACGUGGCUGCAGGUGCUGGAGACCAUCGGCGUGCUGGCCGUCAUCGCCAACGGCAUGGUCAUCUCCUUCACGUCCGAGUUCAUCCCCCGACUCGUGUACAAGUACCACUACGGCCCUUGCCGCGGCGGGGCCCACCCGGAGGUCGACUGCCUCACCGGCUACGUCAGCCACAGCCUGUCCGUGUUCGACACCAAGAACCUGCCGGGCCCCGGCGGGACACAGCGCACAGGAAACGUGACGGAGUGCAGGUACCGUGACUACCGCAAUGCCCAGGACCAGAGCCUCUCCCCGCAGUUCUGGGUCCUCCUGGCCAUCCGCUUGGCUUUCCUCAUCCUCUUCGAGCACGUGGCCCUGUGCAUCAAGCUCGUGGCUGCCUGGUUCGUGCCCGAUGUCCCUCAGGCGGUCAAAAACGAGGUCCUGAAGGAGAAGUUCCAGGGGCUCCACAGCAAGUUGAGAAGCUGGGCCGCGGGGGCCCAGCAACGGCCCAGAUGCACAACCGUGUAG
Molecule: messenger RNA, 2439 nt
Organism: Condylura cristata (star-nosed mole)
Lineage: Eukaryota; Metazoa; Chordata; Mammalia; Eulipotyphla; Talpidae
Gene: ANO9
Product: anoctamin 9
Exons: 19
Coding region: 1-2439 (812 amino acids)
Biological process (GO): chloride transmembrane transport
Cellular component (GO): plasma membrane
Molecular function (GO): chloride channel activity
Source: RefSeq, a predicted model, not a curated record